Cavia porcellus (domestic guinea pig) is the source of this 2709-nucleotide messenger RNA. It is a transcript of the gene Mtmr11, whose product is annotated as myotubularin related protein 11. The coding region runs from base 118 to 2196 and encodes 692 amino acids. Gene Ontology annotation, molecular function: phosphatidylinositol-3-phosphate phosphatase activity. Gene Ontology annotation, biological process: phosphatidylinositol dephosphorylation. Gene Ontology annotation, cellular component: membrane; cytoplasm. The transcript has 17 exons. Lineage: Eukaryota; Metazoa; Chordata; Mammalia; Rodentia; Caviidae. The record is from RefSeq and is a predicted model, not a curated record.
UGCCCCUCUGUUUAAUCUCCUUUUUCUCAGCUCUAAGAUUAAGCCCCUUCCCAGAGGGACUGAGCAUCCUUAAGGUUUCCUACCCUUAAUGCUCCAUCCUCGGAUGGAGCCAGAGAAAUGUGGUGGGGGGGCCGGGGCCAGAGUUUCAAUAUUGCCUCCCCAAAGGAGGAGCCAGAGAUGGGGGGAAGCAGGAUGCUGGAGAAUAGGAGUGGUCAGCCUGGCAGCUGCCUGGCCUCUGGAUGCCUUCCAGGGGAGCAGAUACUAGCAUGGUCCCCAGGACUGAGGAAAGGAUUGGAACCUGAAUUGCCUGGAACCCUGAUAUGCACCAACUUUAGGGUUACCUUCCAGCCCUGUGGAUGGCAGCGGAGUCAGGACACUCCCCUGAGCAGUGAAUAUGAUUUUGCCUUGGUCAACAUUGGGCGAUUAGAGGCUGUGAGUGGCUUAUCACGAGUUCAGCUCCUCCGUCCAGGAUCACAGCUUAAAUUUAUCCCUGAGGAGAUUCUGAUUCAUGGCCAAGACUUCCGACUGCUUAGGGUUGGUUUUGAGGCUGGAGGAUUAGAACCUCAGGCCUUUCAGGUGACCAUGGCCAUUGUCCAAGCCAGAGCUCAGAGCAGUCAAACCCAGCUGUAUGUGGGGAUAACUCAAAGGAAGGCUGCCCAGGGUUCUGGCUUCAGAAAACCACCUAUACCUCUGUUGGAGACAUUGGAAGACUGGGAAAGUGAGCGAAAGAAGCAGGGAGCCAGAGGCUGGAGGCUUAGCACUGUCAAUGAGAGGUUCGACAUAGCUACCAGCCUCCCCCGUUACUUCUGGGUCCCUAACAGAACUCUGGAUAACGAGGUCAGGAGAGCAUUUGGCCACUUCCAUCAGGGCCGUGGACCGCGCCUGUCCUGGCAUCACCCUGGGGGCAGUGAUCUUCUCCGAUGUGGAGGCUUUUAUACAGCCAGUGACCCUAACAAGGAGGAUAUUAGAGCAGUGGAGUCAAUGCUCCAGGCUGGGCAUUCUGAUGUUGUACUAGUAGACACGAUGGAUGAGCUGCCCAGCCUUGCAGAUGUCCAGCUUGCACACUUGAAGCUGAGGGCACUCUGUCUUCCUGACUCUUCUGUGUCUGAGGAUAAGUGGCUCUCAGCCCUGGAAGGAACACGAUGGCUGGACCAUGUCAGGUCUUGUCUGCGUAAGGCCAGUGAUAUUUCAGUUUUAGUGACGUCCAGGGUUCGUUCCGUAGUACUUCAAGAGCGCGGUGAUCGUGAUUUCAAUGGCCUCCUCUCUUCACUCGUCCAGCUGCUUUCAGCUCCUGAAGCCCGAACGUUGUUUGGCUUCCAAGCACUAGUGCAGCGAGAGUGGGUGGCAGCUGGACACCCCUUCUUGACUCGGCUUGGGGGAACUGGGGCCAGUGAAGAGGCCCCAGUGUUUCUUCUUUUCCUUGACUGUGUCUGGCAGCUCCUCCAGCAGUUUCCAGUGGAGUUUGAAUUCUCUGAGUUUUUCCUUCUUGCUCUUCAUGACAGUGUCAGGGUUCCCGAUACACUUACCUUCCUAAGGAAUACCCCCUGGGAGCGUGGGAAGCAGAGUGCACAGUUUAAUUCCUAUACACAAAUGUACACCCCAGAGUACUCCUCACCCUCAGCUGAGAAGUCUGUUAACUUGCAGCUGUCUGUCUGGGACUGGGAUUUACGCUACAGCAAUAAGCAGAUACUACAAUUCCAUAACCCCAGAUAUGCCCGAGAACAUUAUCCAGAUCUCAGGUUUCCUAGACAGCAGCCAAGCCUCAUGCUUCCUGGACCCCCCAAUUCUGUGUGGCUCUUCUCUAGAGGAGCCCUAACCCCGCUGAAUCAACUCUGUCCUUGGCGAGACAAUCCCUCCCUGUUGACAGUCUCUUCUCGAUGGCUGCCUCGACCUGCUAUAUCCUCUGAAAGCCUGGCUGACCAGGAAUGGGGACUUCCCUCACAUUGGGGAGCCUGCCCUUUACCUCCAGGGCUACUCCUACCCAGUUAUCUGGGACCUCAAAUCAGGCUCUGGAAACGCUGCUACCUGAGGGGAAGGCCUGAAGUCCAGAUGGGCCUCUCAGCUUCCACAAUCGCUGGCCUCCAGGAUGAGCUAUCCCACCUUCAGGAGUUAUUAAAGAAAUGGACAUCAAGAAUAUCUCCGGAAGAUCAUUGCAACAGAGAUGAUCCAAAUAACAUUCUCCCCCAAUCCCGCUGAUAUUGCUGGUGUGGUCAAAAGCAGGGCUGAGGGGAAAGUGGGAAGAGAAAGUAUUUUAUGUAACUGCAGUUUUGCAAAGCUAGCUGUGCUGCCUCAGAUUUCACAUUUAAGCUCUUAAACAAGCAUACUUACUAGACUUGAUUUCCAUAACAGAUGCCGGUGCUAAUCUUCAGGUCUUCUGUUUUCUUUGGUUCCUAAAGAUAUUUUUGUUUCCUGUAAUAUGAAGAAUUAAGAAACAAAAACUAUCUGAAACAGUAUUGCCACUUUUUGGGGGGAGCAAUCCCAUCUCUUGGAUCAUCCUGUUAAAUCAUGAGAUAGUGAUUCUAUAAUACCAAAAAGAUGGCCUAGAGACCUCAUUCUCAACCCCUCCUGCUGCUGCCUUAAUUCCAUUUUUUCCCUUACAGUUUUCUGUGGGAAUGAGGUGGAUAGGAGUGACACCUCUUCCUACUAUGUUUUUUUGUAGUGGCAUUUCUGUUUAAGGAGUUCAUUAAAGCACAGUAUUUCUACACUUUA